UCUUCCGUGACGGUCACUCCCUCGAACGUCAACCUCAGCGACCCCUACCCUGGACCGCAGCCUCCGCCAGCGGAAGAAAAGUCUAGUCGCAUACCAGUGACGCCUGCUGUCCUGCGCUCAAUCUUCGCCUCCUCGAGGACAACUCAUGAAGAGCGCUCCCUUUCGCGCGUGGCAUUCUUCAGGUUCACGGGUUUCUUGCUCAGCUGCGUGCUAAUAAGUUUGGCUGCUGCUCGUGGUCGCGGGAUCACAAAAUCA
Molecule: messenger RNA, 255 nt
Organism: Laetiporus sulphureus 93-53
Lineage: Eukaryota; Fungi; Basidiomycota; Agaricomycetes; Polyporales; Laetiporaceae
Exons: 2
Biological process (GO): outer mitochondrial membrane organization
Source: RefSeq, a predicted model, not a curated record